Messenger RNA from Herpailurus yagouaroundi (jaguarundi), 4629 nucleotides. RefSeq names its product transmembrane serine protease 11F (gene TMPRSS11F). Gene Ontology annotation, cellular component: plasma membrane; extracellular region. The record is from RefSeq and is a predicted model, not a curated record. Lineage: Eukaryota; Metazoa; Chordata; Mammalia; Carnivora; Felidae. The coding region runs from base 391 to 1584 and encodes 397 amino acids. Gene Ontology annotation, molecular function: serine-type endopeptidase activity. Gene Ontology annotation, biological process: proteolysis. The transcript is spliced from 11 exons.
GUGGUGAUUAUAUAGAUGUGUUAGAAUGAUGUCUCAAUUAACCAGCUGUUGUUUUUAGCAUGGCCCUAUGAUUGGCUGAAGGAAGAUGGCAUGUGAUUAGCUUCAAAUUGGCAAGAACCCUUUUGAAAUUGGGCCCAUGUCUGACUCAGAUUUAAAGGGUUAAGUCCUGGGAGAAGGAGGUUAACUCUGCAUUGUCUUUAAUAUAUUUCGGAUGUCAGAGAAAAGAUUUAGAUUGUAUCCUAGGACCAUUUCCAACAGCUGCCAGCCAAAGAAGUAGAAACUCUCUGAUGAUGAAACCAGUUCAGACUAUAAACUACAAGCCUCCCAGCCUUGACCUGGCUGAUAGAGAUCAGAUGGUGACUGAAUAGAAGCUGCCCCAGUCCUGGGUCCAUGAUGUACGCACCAGUUGAGUUUUCAGAAGUUGAUUACCCACAAGUUGAAUAUCAAAGAAGACAACAAUUUUGGGAUCCUAUACGUCUAGCUCUUUUCACAUUGGCAAUUGUAGCAAUCAUAGGAAUUGCAAUUGGUAUCGUUACUCAUUUUGUUGUUGAGGAUGAUAAGUCAUUCUAUUACCUUGCCUCUUUUAAAGUAACAAAUAUAAAAUACAAAGAAAAUUAUGGAAUGAAAAGCUCAAGAGAGUUUAUAGAAAGGAGUCAUCAGAUUGAGAGAAUGAUGUCUAGGAUAUUUCGACAUUCUUCUGGAGGAGGUCGGUUUAUCAAAUCUCAUGUUAUCAGACUGAGUCCAGAUGAACAAGGUAUGAACAUCCUUAUGGUGCUUAUGUUUCGAUACCCAUCUACUGAUAGUGCUGAGCAAAUCAAGAAAAAAAUUGAGAGGAUUUUAUAUCAAAGUCUGAAGACAAAACAGUUGCCUCUGACUAUAAACAAAUCAUCAUUCACGCUCACAUCUAUCGACAGCAAAAAGAUGAGGAAUCUUCUCAACAGCCGCUGUGGAAUAAGGAUGACAUCUUCAAACAUGCCUUUACCAGCAUCCUCCUCUACUGAGAGGAUUGUCCAAGGGAGGGAAACAGCCAUGGAAGGCGAGUGGCCAUGGCAGGCCAGCCUCCAGCUCAUAGGUUCCGGCCAUCAGUGCGGAGCCACCCUCAUCAGUAACACGUGGCUGCUCACAGCAGCUCACUGCUUCCGCAAAAAUAAAGACCCAAGUCAAUGGAUUGCUACUUUUGGUACAACUAUUACACCACCUGCAGUACAACGAAGCCUGGGGAAAAUUAUCCUUCAUGAAAAUUACCAUAGGGAAACAAAUGAAAAUGACAUUGCCUUGGCUCAGCUUACCAACCGAGUUGAGUUUUCAAAUAUAGUCCAGAGAGUUUGCCUCCCAGAUUCAUCUAUAAAGUUGCCACCUAAAACAAGUGUAUUUGUCACAGGUUUUGGAUCCAUUGUAGAUGAUGGACCCACGCAAAACAAACUUCGGCAAGCCAGGGUGGAAACCAUAAGCACGGAUGUGUGUAACAGAAAGGAUGUGUAUGAUGGCCUGAUAACUUCAGGAAUGCUAUGUGCUGGAUUCAUGGAAGGAAAAGUAGAUGCGUGUAAGAACUGGAAACAAAAGACAGAGAAACCUCUCCUCUGAAGAUCACCUUAUUCAGCUCUGGCAUCAUAUCUCAUGUAUCUUACUUUCAUCUCCUGGCCUCCAAGUGUCUGUGUCCCUCCCACUAUUAAUGACAUUAACACCUGAAACAGGUUUCUUGUCCAUCCCAAGCCUGCAUUAUUAACACUGGCUCAUUUAAAUGCUGGAUUCUUAGUUCCUAGACCUCCUACUCCCAUUGAUCUCCACUUCUGAGCCACAUUUCUAGGGCCACAUUUUGAGCCUUUCAUCUCCAAGAACACUGAUUCCCCAAUCUUCCUAUUUAACUUCCUGCCUGCAUGUCAAGCUAUUCCUGCUCCCUUGGCCAUACCCUUUAUACUAUACCCUUGUCUACCCAUCCUCACUCCCCAACUUACACAGUCUACACAAAUGUACAUUAUGUCCCUUCUUUGUUUUAUCUUUGCCUUCACCUUCUAUUGCCAUCCAACAGACAAUUUAUUUAGAUGGUUUAUUGUCUGUCUCUCCCACUAAACUAGAAUAUAAACUUCAAGAAGCCACGGAUUUGGGGGGGGUCUGUUUAAUUCACUAUUGUAUUAACAACACCUAAAUCAGUGCCUGGCACAGAUAUUUGUUGGCCAAAUAAAAUACCACUUUUCUUCAACUUCAUAAAGACCUAUAGACCAUCGCUUCUUUGCUUUAUCACAUUCCAUUAAUCCUUUCUUCCAUUGUCCACUUGUCAAAUUUAGAUUUCACUAUUAAUAAUUUUUUGAACACUUUUGCUAAUAUCCUAAGUUCUCUUGUUGAUCUGUCUUUUCAGUGUUUCUGUCUGACAAAGUCCCAAAACCAGAAGAACUUCACAAUCUACUCUCUCUCUCUCUGCCUGCACCAAGGAUGUCAAAUUCUCCUGGAAAAAAUACAACACAACACAUUGGUUCCACUUUAGGUUCCAGAUAACAAAAGUGACAAUCCUACUAUUUUUUUUCCAAAUCUACCUUUCUCUGAACUUACUCAACAUUUUCCACUUUCCUUAACUUCUGGUUUUUUUCAACAUCUUUAUUUUCAACUGAUAAUUUUGCUUCCCAGUUUUCAAAGAAAAGUAGAAAUCGUAAGUGAAGAAUUGCCUCAUCUUCCAACACCAUGAAUGCAGACCUGCCUUCAUCUGAAUCCAUAGUUAACAUAGUUAACAUUUCUCUUAUACCUAGCUCCUUCUCUACUCAUAUCGCUCAAGUUAGGGGGGAAAAACCUCUAACUUUUUCUUGACUUAUAAUGCCUCCAGCUAGCACUGUAUCUUAUCUCUUUACCGUGAAAUAUUUGGGAAAAUGUCUAUAUCCAUUGUCUCAAUUUUCUCACCUCUCACUAACUCUUCAAACCAUUUCAGUAUGAUUUCUGCCCUUUCACUUCAAAAUAGCUCUUCCUGAGGUUUUCACUAACCCACCAAUGCCCUUCAGUAAAUGUAUUUUUGUCCUAUUCCUUUUUUUUCCCUCUUAGCACCAUUUAAUAAUGCCUACCACUCCCUCUUUCUUGUCUUCCUUGGCUUAUAAUGAUUUUCAACUUACACCUCUGUCUACUUCUUCUCUGUUUCCUUUUCAGGUUCAUUCUAUUAAUCUCAGCCAUUAAAUUUUGAUCUAUUCUAUGUCUGCUCCUCUUUUUACUCUAUACUUUCUCCCUAGAGGAUCUGAUUUUCCUCUUUAGCUUCAAAUGCCAUCCUUUGACAGAUGAUUCAUGAAUUUAUACAUUUAGCCCCAACCUCCCCUUUUAUCUCCAGAUUUAUAUGUUCAACUCCUACUUGACAACUCCCCUUGGAUAUUUCAAAGAUAUCUCAAAUUCAAAAUGUUGCACCUGAUUCUGUUCUUUUUCCCUCCCCACCUGAACCUCUUCCUUUAUUUUGUCUCUGUGAAUGGCAUCCCUUUUCACUCUAUUAAAGCAGAAAACUAGAAGACAUUCUAGCUUUCUUUCCCUCCCCCAUACCCAAAAGAUUACCUAAUCCCAUGGAUUUUACCUCCUUUUCCCUACUUUUUCCUCACACUCCCCGAUCUAAAGGAAUUAUUCAUCUAGCUCAUUUCCUUAUAUUCACACUUAUGCUCCUAUAGUCCAUUAGUCAAAUGAAAGCCAGGAUGAUUUACAAGAUGUUAAUCUGAUCUUGUAAGCCUCCUUCUUAAAACACUCCAGUGGUUUACCUUCAGUUUUAAGAUAGAAAAUAUAACUUCUAAGCAAGACCCUCAGGGUUUCUCCAGGACUAGUUUUCUUGACCUUUACAGACUCAUCACAGUCACUUGCCCCCUUGUUAUCUUCUCUUCAGUACUCCUUUUUAUCCACGCUGCCCCAGGCUUUUGCAUAUGCCAGGUUUCUUCAUGUCAUAGAGCAUUUGCAGUACUGUUCCCUUUGCCUAGAACAUGUUAUAUAGCCACCUCCCUUUUCAUAAAGGUUAAAUUCUUUAGAUAUCAGCUCAAUUACAUCUCAUCAAGGAAAACUUUCCUGACCUCCCUGACCAGUCCUAUUCCCCUAUGUAUGUUUCCAUAGCAUUUACCAUAGUAGUCACCUUGCAUUUAUUUGUGGGCUUGUUUAAUUUAAUUUGAGAGACAGAGACAGAACAUGAGUGGGGAGGGGCAGAGAGCAAGAGAGACACAGAAUCUGAGGCAGGUUCCAGGCCUGAGCCUGGGACACAUAGCUGGAACUUAUUAAGUACUUCACAAAGGAAUAAAUGAAUGAGGUAGAACAGGCACAGAGAGCUUACAUAUUUUACCCUAAGUCACAUAGACAGUAAUUGAUAGAGCUAAUCCUAAAACAUAAGUGGUUCAAAUACCAAGACCACACUUUUAACCUCUACAUGUAUAUCUGUUUAUGUACUUAACUGUCCUUAUUCCAAAACAGAUUUAGGAGUGUUUAUAUAAAAUUCAGCAAGCAAGCAUAAUUAUAAUUAGGUGCAUGAAAGCCAAGGAGACCAAGAAUGAGUCUAUAACAUUGAGUCUAGCUAAGAAUAUUUGGAGAUCAUCAAAACUUUCCACCUAUUCCCAUAUAUACUAACUUCAUAUUUAAUAUUUUGUAUAUAUACUUACUAACCCAUGAAAAAGUGUCUAAUGAAACUAGCAA